AUGGUAGCUGCUUGGGAACUCCCUAUUAGAGCGGGUUUUGGUGGAAUCAUCAGAAAUUCUGCAGGUUUAUUCCUUAAAGGUUUCUCUGGUUAUAUUUCAACAAGUUUUGACAUUUUGUUUGCCGAGCUUACAGCAAUCCACCGUGGUAUUCUGCUGGCCAUAGAUUCAGAUAUCGACGAAAUGCUCCUCACUGAGCAUGCCUCCAUUUACCACACCUAUGCUGUUUUAAUUCAAGAUAUCAAAGAUCUCUUGUCUUCAAGGAAUUUCACCGUUCAUCAUUGUCUAAGAGAAGGAAACCAUUGUGCUGAUUUUUUAGCUAAGCUCGGUGCCAUUUCGAAUGAAGAAUUUUCAACUUACGAUACUUCUCCAAGCGACCUCCUUCCGCUGAUUAAGAACGACGCCAUGGGAGUUCUUUACUCUAGAGCUUAG
Medicago truncatula (barrel medic) is the source of this 429-nucleotide messenger RNA. RefSeq lists its product as uncharacterized. The transcript has 2 exons. The record is from RefSeq and is a predicted model, not a curated record. Gene Ontology annotation, molecular function: RNA-DNA hybrid ribonuclease activity; nucleic acid binding. Lineage: Eukaryota; Viridiplantae; Streptophyta; Magnoliopsida; Fabales; Fabaceae. The coding region runs from base 1 to 429 and encodes 142 amino acids.